Sus scrofa (pig) is the source of this 5248-nucleotide messenger RNA. It is a transcript of the gene PRKCD, whose product is annotated as protein kinase C delta. The record is from RefSeq and is a predicted model, not a curated record. Gene Ontology annotation, molecular function: ATP binding; diacylglycerol-dependent serine/threonine kinase activity. Gene Ontology annotation, biological process: protein phosphorylation. Lineage: Eukaryota; Metazoa; Chordata; Mammalia; Artiodactyla; Suidae.
GCACUUCCGUGUGCCCUGCGCGGGAGCGGGAGGCGGCGGCCCCGGGAUCCCUUGAGCGACCCCCGGCGUCUGCCCUCCGCGCCGAGGCCUGGGUGGUACCUCGCCGGCCGCCGGGCCCGUUCCGGUCGGGCGCUCACCGACCCCGGUCCGCGCGCGUGCCCCGGAGCCGCGCCGCGAGCCGGACCCCAGCCACCGCGACCCCUGGCGCCUGGCCCUGAGCCCGGAGGUCCGCUGGGAACUGGCCCAGGUGAGGGUGGCUGGCCUACUUCUCCUGGUGGCGGUGGUUGUGGUGGUGGUGGAAGUAGGAGCCAGGACUAAGGGCAAAGGGAAGCAGGGAGCCCCAGCCCCGCUGCAGGCCUCAACAUGGCACCGUUCCUGCGCAUCUCCUUCAACUCCUAUGAGCUGGGCUCCCUGAAGACCGCGGACGAGGCCAGCCAGCCCUUCUGUGCUGUGAGGAUGAAGGAGGCGCUCAGCACUGAGCGUGGGAAGACGCUGGUGCAGAAGAAACCCACUAUGUAUCCUGAGUGGAAGUCCACGUUCGAUGCCCACAUUUAUGAGGGCCGCGUCAUCCAGAUCGUGCUGAUGCGAGCGGCAGAGGAGCCAGUGUCCGAGGUGACAGUGGGCGUGUCAGUGCUGGCCGAGCGCUGCAAGAAGAACAAUGGCAAGGCCGAGUUCUGGCUGGACCUGCAACCCCAGGCCAAGGUGUUGAUGUCUGUGCAGUAUUUCCUGGAAGACAUAGAUUGCAAGCAGUCUAUGCGGGGUGAAGACGAGGCCAAGUUCCCAACAAUGAACCGCCGUGGAGCCAUCAAACAGGCCAAAAUCCACUACAUCAAGAACCACGAGUUUAUCGCCACCUUCUUUGGGCAGCCCACCUUCUGCUCUGUGUGCAGAGACUUUGUUUGGGGUCUCAACAAGCAAGGCUACAAGUGCAGGCAAUGCAAUGCUGCCAUCCACAAGAAAUGCAUCGACAAGAUCAUCGGCCGGUGUACGGGAACUGCGGCCAACAGCCGGGACACCAUAUUUCAGAAAGAACGUUUCAACAUCGACAUGCCACACCGGUUCAAGGUUUAUAACUACAUGAGCCCCACCUUCUGUGACCACUGUGGCAGCCUGCUCUGGGGGCUGGUGAAGCAGGGAUUAAAGUGUGAAGAUUGUGGCAUGAACGUGCACCAUAAGUGCCAGAUGAAGGUGGCCAACCUCUGUGGCAUCAACCAGAAGCUCUUGGCAGAAGCCUUGAACCAAGUCACCCAGAGACCUGUCCGAAAGUCAGAGUCGGAGGUUGCAGAGACGGUUGGGAUCUAUCAGAAUUUCGAGAAGAAGCCAGGAGUCUCUGGAGAUGAUGUCUCAGCAGGCACUGGGACCUAUGGCAAGAUCUGGGAGAGCAGCACCAAGUGCAGCAUUGACAACUUCAUCUUCAUCAAGGUCCUGGGCAAAGGCAGCUUCGGGAAGGUGCUGCUUGCAGAGCUGAAGGGCAAGAAGGAAUUCUUCGCCAUCAAGGCCCUCAAGAAGGACGUGGUUCUGAUCGAUGAUGACGUGGAGUGCACCAUGGUAGAGAAGCGGGUGCUGGCGCUCGCCGGGGAGAAUCCCUUUCUCACCCACCUCUUUUGCACCUUCCAGACCAAGGACCACCUGUUCUUCGUGAUGGAGUUCCUCAACGGGGGGGACCUGAUGUACCACAUCCAGGACAAAGGCCGUUUCGAGCUCUACCGUGCCACGUUUUAUGCGGCUGAGAUAAUCUGUGGGCUACAGUUUCUACACCAGAAAGGGAUCAUUUACAGGGACCUCAAGCUGGACAACGUGAUGCUGGACCGGGAUGGCCACAUCAAGAUUGCUGACUUCGGCAUGUGCAAGGAGAACAUGCUGGGGGACAAACAGGCCAGCACCUUCUGCGGCACUCCUGACUACAUCGCCCCAGAGAUCCUACAGGGCCUGAAGUACUCAUUCUCUGUGGACUGGUGGUCCUUCGGAGUCCUUCUCUAUGAAAUGCUCAUCGGUCAGUCCCCCUUCCACGGUGAUGAUGAGGACGAACUCUUCGAGUCCAUCCGUGUGGACUCACCGUAUUAUCCCCGCUGGAUCACUAGGGAGUCCAAGGACAUCCUGGAGAAGCUGCUUGAACGAGACACAGGCAAGAGGCUGGGAGUGACAGGGAACAUCAGAACCCACCCCUUCUUCAAGACCAUCAACUGGACUCUGCUGGAGAAACGUGCAGUGGAGCCACCCUUCAAGCCCAAAGUGAGGUCCCCUGGAGACUACAGCAACUUCGACCAGGAGUUCCUGAAUGAGAAGCCACGUCUCUCCUUCAGCGACAAGAAUCUCAUCGACUCCAUGGACCAAACAGCAUUUGCUGGCUUCUCCUUCCUGAACCCCAAAUUCGAGAGGCUCCUGGAAAAUUGAGGUUCCCAGACAUGCGCCACCCCUACCCCUACCCCAGCCAGGGAGCUUUGGGUCAGCCAGCUCCUUCUGCCAACCCAGCCCAGCAGAACAGCCUGGGCCCCCCACUUCAUCAGCACCUGCCCACCUCCCGCCACGAUAAGCAACAGUGUGAUUGUCGUGAUUUCUGCUGCUGCCCGCCUUCUUCGUCCCCCAUAAGGGACUUCAGCUCCUGUCUGGCUGGGCCUCUACGGUACUUCCUCUGUGAAUUGUGUGUGAAUUUGCUUUUCCUCUGUCCUCAGAGGGAAACUGUAAAUCCUGUGUUUCAUUACUUGAAUGUAGUUAUCUAUGGAAAAAAAUAUAUUAUAUAUAUAUAUAUAUAUACAUACACACACACACACGCACACACACACGCACACAUAUAUAUAAAAUAGGCUGUAUAUAUUGCUCAUUGGAGAAAAAACGUGGGGACUGGUGAUAUUGUUGAUCUUUUAAAAUAUACAUAUUAUAUAUACUAUGUGCUCUCCCCCCUGCCCCCCGCCAAAAAAAAAAAAAAAAAAAGGGAGCACAAGCUGUUCGAACCAGUAGGUUCUUUUAUUUGUGUGUCUAAAUAAACAACUGGUAUCGAUGGUAUCGACCUGGCUGUAGGGACGUGUGUGUCCCAGGAAGUUGGUGGCCUCCGCUCCUACUUCUGGCAGCCGUUGUCUUGGAAGCUAACAGCUGUUGGUUGCAAAUGCAGACCCCUGGGCUUUCAUGCAAAUGUGUUUGUAUUUAUGGAUUUCCUCUGGCUCCAGGGCCUUAGGCCUAAAGCAGAAAACUUUUCUGGGUGGCUGAGGGAGCCCCAUAUGUUUCUGUGGGGUGAUGGGAGGAGGCAGGACCAGCUGCCGAGAGUCCGUCUCAGAAGAGUGAGGGGCCCGGUGUGGAAGAGGGGAGCAGUCAAAGGCCUGGCCGGAAGACACAGACUAAGACACCACAGCCGAGGUCGGCCCAGGCUGGGGAGGAAGGAAAUAUAGCUCAGGCUUCAGGCAGAUCUAGAUUCAUAUUGCAAAGUAGCCAAAAAAUGUGGCUUUUAAGAUGUCGGUUAAUCAUUUGAAACCUCCUUUUCCUCAUCUGCAAAAUGGGGACAGGGCAUGGCAGCACUCCAGUUAACUUCACAUCUCAUAUUUAUAUCUCCUCCCUUGCUGCCAAGGAGUCUGUAUUUGAGUUCUAGAAUCUAUUUCUCAGGAGCCCUUUCCUACCUGGGGACAGGGAGGGGAGCAGAGUAGGAGAAAAAAGUGAGACAAGGCCGAGUGUCUGGGUUGAGGUUGAGAGCCUUGCUCCAGUGUGUGGAGCAGUGAGGAAGCUAGCUGUUGGUUGCCCAUGUCCCCCGAGCGUAGGUAGCUCUCUGUCCCCAGCACCUAAGUGUCCUGCUCUUGGCUUCCCGUUUCUGCCUCUGUCUCUCCCCAGGCACCAGCCUCAAGCAGGGCCCGCCCUCCAGCCCGGGUGGUGGGGAAGGUGCCCCCAGCACCAGAUUUGUUGGCUGUUGCAGCCAAGCAGCUGACUUCCAGCAAGUUCAUUUUUCUGGGCUGAGGUACAAGUUUCCACAGCUGGAGAGGAGCCGGAUGAGGUGGGGCUGGUGCUGGCCAGGGUAGGGGGCUGCGGGGGUGGAGGGGCCAAACCGUCCCUGGAGAAACCAAGCAUCACCUUCCCCUCCUCCUGCUAUCUUCUUGGGAAACACUGGAAUCCCUGCUGUGUCCAUCAGUUGAAAACCCCAUAAGUGGGGCUUUGUCCCUGUGGGCUCACAGUCAGGUGGGGGAGAGAUGGUGUGAUGCUGGGGGUGUGGGAGCCUGAGGAGGAGCCUGGGGACCCCUGGCCCCUACCUCUGCUGCAACAGGCACAGGCCCCAGAAGCCCCCCGGGCUGUCCAGAGUGGGUUUAGAACCAAAGUAUGGUUGGUGUCUAGUUCCAAACCUCAUGCUAUCUAUCGUCCUGCAGCUCCAAGGCAGAGCCAUGCACCCAGAGCCCCUGUUUCCUCCCUUGUGGAGUUGGGAGUAAAGUUUUCCAGCCAGAGGCGGUGGAGGGUGGCAGGAAGAACACAGUGUCUAGAAUCGGGAGCCUGGAGUGUGAAUUCCACUCUGUCACCCACGCUUUGCAACCUCCAUGAGUUUCUUCCUUGGACCUCAGUUCCCUCAUCUAUAAAACAGGACCAUUACCCUCUGCUGCCUCGUGGAGCACCUGGAAGACCCUCAGGGACUGAUGCUGGGCACCCCAUGGUGCAGGGCAAAGCCUGGGGGAUGAGAAAGCAGCUGCUAGUGUUGCUGUCAAACAGUCUAGGAGGCUGUGCAAUUCCAGGCCUGUUUCCAGAGUUGGGGAGGUGCCAGUCCUGACUGGUGGCCCCGGAAAUGCCUCUCGUGGCUGGGCCCAGAGCCACGCUUUCUGGGUGUCUGGAAGCAGGCAGACAGCCCUCCACCUGCCAACUAGGUGAGCAGGCAGAGCAGCAAGCAUGGCCCCCACCUGAAAUGUGUACCAGGCCCCAUGCUCAGGGCCAAGCAGGCUAACACACAUAGAGGCAGGAGGGUCUCGGGGGCAGGAGCAGGGCUCUGCUCUCAGAUGCCCCUGGUUUCAAACCCUAUAUGUCCCUAGAUGGGUGACCUCAGUGAGUGACAACCUCCUGGAGCUCCAGUUGCCUCUACUGUAAAAUGGGGAAGCAGGCAGACCUCAUUUUAUUUUGCUUCACUUUACUGCAUUUUGCAGAUAUCACAGUCUUUACAAAUUGAAGGUUUGGCAACUCUGUGUGGAGCAAGUCUGUUGGCGCUAUUUCUCCAUCAGCAUUAGCUCACUUUGUGUUUCUGUGUCACGUUUUAGUGAUUGUCUCAAUAUCUCAAAAUUUUAAAUUGUUA